CCGCCUCGCCUCCGUAUGGUUCGGCUUCUUCAACAUCUGGGCGCUCCGCGUCGCCGUCUUCUCCCAGACUGAGAUGACUGAAAUACAUGGUCGUACUUUUGGGGUCUGGACACUCCUAACCUGUACACUGUGUUUUCUGUGUGCAUUCAACCUAGAAAACAAGCCUCUAUAUAUAGCCACCUUCCUGUCAUUCAUCUAUGCUCUCGGUCACUUUCUCACGGAGUACUUGAUAUAUCAUACCAUGGCUGCAGCAAAUCUUAGCACUGUUGGCUUCUUUGCAGGGACAUCAAUUGUAUGGAUGCUGCUUCAGUGGAAUUCUCAUGGGGAUUCGCGUGGUUCCCAUGCUGUCAAGCAGUCGUGAGUGGCAUAUGCACACCAGGGGAAGGAGCCUCUCAGAUAUUUUCUGUUUAAUUUUUCCUACAGUUGCAUUGUUUUGGUUCCAACACUUGUUCUCUAUUCAUCUGUGGAAAUCUGAACUUUAUGAGCUGUAACAAACUAACACAUUUUUUGAGAGGGAUCAAUAUGAGCACUGAAAAAAAAACUUGUUUGUA
Messenger RNA from Triticum urartu, 551 nucleotides. It is a transcript of the gene ERG28, whose product is annotated as ergosterol biosynthesis protein. The record is from RefSeq and is a predicted model, not a curated record. Gene Ontology annotation, molecular function: protein-macromolecule adaptor activity. Gene Ontology annotation, cellular component: membrane; endoplasmic reticulum. NCBI's taxonomy places the organism in Eukaryota, Viridiplantae, Streptophyta, Magnoliopsida, Poales, Poaceae.